GACUCCUCUCAGCUGUACAACAAUCCAGCAGCCUCUUCAGAAUGAUCCGCUUUGAGAUCCAGAGAACUCUCGCUCUCUCUGUCUUGUCGAGAGGGUAUGAUGGGAAGUCUAUGUGACCGGUGAGCAUACUCUGAAUGAGCACCAGCAUUGCGGAAGAUUGUCCCAGAGAUGGCGCGACUGAUGUCACGCAGCGGUAGAUCUCGGGCCCUUCUGACUUUCUGGAUACCAUUGGGAGUAUGCACAUCGGUCAUCUGGCCCUCCCAACCUUAGUCUGCAAAUGCGAUCGGAAGCGGACGUUCAUGAGCAGAGCUCAGCGAUCGAGUCCGAUAUGGCUCGACAUGGACGAGAGUGACGUGGAUUUGGGGUCUUACUACGCUCGGGCGUUGACUCACUUCGGCCCUCGAGGUCUUUCCAAUGCCGGGGAAGAUUGAUUUCUCUCUCAGCAGCACUGAAUCUCGUCUCUCCGUGCACUUGGUUUCUGAGGACUUCGAAUGCUGACGGAAAUCGGGUCGGUCCUUGACGUCACUGCAUGAGAGACGAUUGGUGCUAGCUAGAGCUAGAGUGGCUUCUGCAAACGACAAGUCCGUCUUGUCCACGUGAAAGAGAAGCCUGCAAGAUUCCACCGAGUUCCCAUUCCGCGGGAGCAAUGGAUCUUCACUGCCGUGUGAUCACGAGCGGUCGGGUGGAAGCGACCAUCUUGCUGCAUUGCCCAUUGCUAGGUGGCCACAGAGCCCGAGAAAGCUGGAACAAAUCUUAUACCUAUGAUAGAAUAUCCAUCUGUCAUUUCAGCCGACUGGCUGGCUGAAGAAAACCUUUGCCAAUAA
This is a messenger RNA of Marchantia polymorpha subsp. ruderalis, 824 nucleotides long. NCBI's taxonomy places the organism in Eukaryota, Viridiplantae, Streptophyta, Marchantiopsida, Marchantiales, Marchantiaceae. The record is from the annotation of a GenBank genome assembly.